Messenger RNA from Erpetoichthys calabaricus (reedfish), 2982 nucleotides. It is a transcript of the gene hpse2, whose product is annotated as heparanase 2. The transcript is spliced from 12 exons. Gene Ontology annotation, cellular component: extracellular matrix; membrane. NCBI's taxonomy places the organism in Eukaryota, Metazoa, Chordata, Cladistia, Polypteriformes, Polypteridae. Gene Ontology annotation, molecular function: hydrolase activity, acting on glycosyl bonds. The coding region runs from base 123 to 1871 and encodes 582 amino acids. The record is from RefSeq and is a predicted model, not a curated record.
GAGAGAUUGAAUAAGAGAUCUCUACAGACACAUAGACAGAAAUUGAUCCAAAGAAGAAACAAUUUGUAUAUUUGCUUCUCCGUGUAUGUUUCAUUAAGACUUCAAAUAGUUGUAAGAAAACUAUGCUCUAUCACCGUAUCUACCCCAUAAUUGGGUCUGCACUAUGGCUGGCAUCCAUUGCUUUGAUGGUGCAGCUUCGGGGAUUUUCAGCAGCAAAUUCUAGAAGACCUCUGAGAGAAGGAAAAGUGCAAGGAUUUACAGAGAGGACACUUAUUCUUCUUGACGUGAACACCAGAAGUCCGAAAAAGACUCUAAAUGAGAACUUCCUUUCUCUGCAGCUGGACCCUUCUGUCAUUCACGACGGGUGGCUCGACUUUUUAAGCUCAAAGCGCUUAGUAACGCUGGCAAGGGGUCUUGCCCCAGCAUAUCUUAGGUUUGGUGGUAAGAGAACUGAUUUUCUUCAGUUUCACAAUCUGAAGAAUCUUGCAAAACACAGAGGAGGUCCUGGCCCAGACUAUUAUCUGAAAAAUUAUGAAGAUGAUAUUGUGAGGAGUGACAUUGCAUUGGACAAACAAAAAGGAUGCAAGUUGGCCAACCAUCCAGAUAUCAUGUUGGAGCUUCAAAGAGAGAAGGCAGCGCAAAUGCAACUUGUGCUUCUUAAGGAACAAAUAUCCAAUAUUUACAGCAAUAUAACAAUAACAGCCAGGUCUCUAGAUAAACUGUACAACUUUGCAGACUGUGCUGGCCUACACUUGGUUUUUGGUCUCAAUGCCCUCCAUCGGAACCCAGAUAACUCAUGGAAUGGCUCCAGUGCUCUCAGUCUUCUCAAAUACAGUGCUGGCAAGAAGUAUAACAUCUCCUGGGAACUGGGCAAUGAGCCAAACAGCUAUCGUGCAAUGGUAGGCCGCACACUGAAUGGCAGUCAGCUGGCUCAAGACUACCUGAAGCUGCGAACACAGCUACAGUCGGUACGCUAUUACAACCGCGCCAAUCUCUACGGCCCCAACAUCGGUCGGCCGCGCAAGAAUGCUGUCCUGCUCUUAGACGGGUUCAUGAAGACUGCAGGAUCUGCUGUUGAUGCAGUGACGUGGCAACACUACUACAUCGAUGGCCGUGUUGCCAAGGUUGCAGACUUCAUGAAGACUCGUUUAUUAGAUACAUUGACUGAACAGAUCUCUAAAGUUCUCAAGGUUGUGAAGACCUAUGCUCCAGGUAAAAAAGUGUGGCUUGGAGGAGUAGGGCCUGCUUGGGCUGGGGGAACAAACAACCUAUCAGACACCUAUGCAGCUGGCUUCUUGUGGCUGAAUACCCUUGGUAUGUCAGCCAUGCAGGGAAUUGAUGUUGUCAUUCGUCAUUCAUUUUUUGACUAUGGAUAUAACCAUUUGGUGGAUCAGAACUUUAAUCCUUUGCCUGAUUAUUGGCUAUCAUUGCUUUUCAAAAAGCUUGUGGGUCCCCGAGUGCUGGCAGUACAUGUGGCUGGUUUACAAAGAAAACCACAUCCAGGCAGAGUGAUCCGAGACAAACUGAGAAUCUAUGCACACUGUACCAAUUUCCAAAAUCACAACUAUGUGCGAGGAUCAAUAACUCUCUACAUCAUUAAUCUACACCGGUCACGGAAGAAAAUCAAACUUGCAGGGACUCUCCGGAACAAAACAGUGCAUCAGUAUUUGUUACAGCCACAUGGAAUUGAAGGUCUUCAGGCAAAGUCUGUGCAGCUUAAUGGAGAGCCAUUAGUCAUGGUGGAUGAUGAAACCUUUCCAGACCUGAAGCCCAAGACACUUCGAGCUGGAAGAACAAUAGUUAUGCCACCAAUGGCUAUUGGUUUCUAUGUGGUUAAAAAUGUCAAUGCAUAUGCCUGCCGGUACAGAUAGCUGUGCCUCUUCAUAUCUUGCCACAGAGUCAGUUGCUCUAACAAGCCAAAGGAGCCAACUUUACAAGAGAGAUAUGUCUUUGUUUGUUGGGCAAGGUUUCUUUUCUGGAUCUGGUUAAAAAAAGAGUGGAGGAAGGAACAUAAUCUGUUGUUUUUGCCUCUUUAAAGUAUACAACAAAUGAUGUAAAAACUUCUUAUUUUUCCCAUUUUAAUUUAUUAUGUGUAUUAUCUUUCAAGAAAGUGGUUGAAUUGUCUAUAAACAGAUUACUAAAACAUUUGGCAGGAUAAUGCCAUGAACUCUAAUUUGUACAGCAAAUUGUGCGUAGCUGAAACUACCCCUCAUACAACUCUCAGUUUUAAAUAUGUUCACUCUAGAAGCAAGUUUAAAAGUGACAUUUUACAAGGUGUGAAAUAUGCAGAUUUCAAAGUUAGGAGAAUGCAGAGGUCUCAUAGUGGCAGUGAUUCAGUAUUAUGUUGUUCUCAUUGUGGUACAUGUAACAGACUGUCUAUCAAAUCAGCUUGUUGCUCAGUAAUGUCUUUCUUAAAAAAUUCUUUUCACCUAAGGGAGCCAUGCUGUAAAUUUUAUUGUGUGACUGAAAUUUUUUUCUGUCCAGCAUUCCGAUUAAAGAUGUGGGGCUGCUUUGUGAUUUGCUUUUCUGCCCAUUAAUCAUAAACACGUCUAUUUAAAUCCACACUUGCUUUCUUAGACUCCCUACAUAGAAAGAAAAUAUUUCUUCUGUAUAAUUUAUAUGUAAUUCAUCACUCAGGUUAUAAAGCUAAUGUGCUACACAUUCUUGUCUUGUGCUUUAUGUACUUAAUAUGUACGUUUGCCAGAUGUCCCAUAAAAAACUCAAAGUUCAACCAUAUAUUUAAAAUGAAAUGUAAACGAAAGCUAUAUAUUUUGCAGACAGUACAACUGUAGCAUGUGCAAAAUCUGGUCUUUGAUAGUCUGAAGAUUCAUUCUCUUAGGACAUAAGCUACUCCACUGCUGUGCUACUCAAGCCAAACAGCUGUCUGAAGACUUGUGGCUCUUCGGCUAAACAUCACUGCUACUGUCGAAUGCACUGAAAGAAAUAUUUUUUGAAAACACAAAACAGAAAAGUUGAAUAUAU